AUGAGCUCUCCAUGUCCAUAUAAACAACCAGAACACAAAUUGACCAUGAUCCCAGGUCCAAUUGAGUUUUCAGACCCGGUCCUUUAUGCCAUGUCGACCCCUUCGCAAGCACACACUUCUCCGGAGUUUAUCAAGACCUUCCAAACCACUUUACAAAACUUGAGAAAAUUAUUCAAGUCCACCGACAGUAAAGCGCAACCAUACGUGUUAGCUGGUUCGGGUACCUUAGGUUGGGAUGUUGUUGGUGCUAACUUGGUCAACCCAGGCGAUAAGGUGUUAGUUUUGUCCACCGGAUUUUUCUCUGAUUCUUUUGCUGACUGUUUAAAGGUCUACGAUGCUAAUGUGGAUGUUAUCACUGCAGAUGUUGGUGACGUAUUGCCAUUAGACAAGAUUGCUGAGAAAUUGAAGUCGGAAAAGUACACUGCGAUUACCAUUACCCAUGUCGAUACAUCGACUGCCGUUGUCAGUGACAUUAAGGCUAUUUCAGAUGUUGUGAAGAAAGAAUCACCAGAAACUUUGAUUGUUGUAGAUGGUGUCUGCUCUGUUGGUGUUGAGAACUUGGAAUUCGAUGCAUGGGGUAUUGAUUUCGCCUUGACUGCUUCGCAAAAGGCCAUUGGUGUUCCAGCUGGUUUGUCAAUUUUCUACGCUUCUGAAAGAGCUGUCACUAAAGCUUUGGAUAGAAAGAAAGAUUCGUCAUUCUUCGCCUCAAUGAAGAAAUGGACUCCAAUCAUGAAGGCUUAUGAGAGUGGUUCGGGUGCUUAUUUCGCUACUCCAGCUGUUCAGACCAUCACGGCUUUGAAGGUCUCUUUAGAUGAAAUAUUAGGUGAGUCAUUGAAAACCAGAUUUGCUAAGCAUGAAGAAAUUUCUUCCCAAUUCAAGAAUCAUUUGGCUAAAUCCGGAUUAAAGAUCUUACCAGUUAAUGACAAGGUUGCUGCUCAUGGUCUAACUGCUGUAUACUUCCCUGAAGGCAUUAAUGGUGCAGACUUCCUUGGCAAGGUUGCUGGAAAGGGCUUCACUAUUGCUGGUGGUAUCCACAAGGCAUUAGUCGGUAAGUACUUUAGAGUUGGCCACAUGGGUUUCUCUGUCUACGAAGGUCAUGUUGACAAACUUACUAAAGCCAUUGACGAGGCAUUGGCUGAAGUAGGAUACAAGAAGCAAUAA
This is a messenger RNA of Debaryomyces hansenii CBS767, 1161 nucleotides long. RefSeq names its product pyridoxal-phosphate-dependent aminotransferase family protein. Gene Ontology annotation, cellular component: peroxisome. Bases 1 to 1161 code for a protein of 386 amino acids. The transcript has a single exon. The record is from RefSeq and is a predicted model, not a curated record. Gene Ontology annotation, molecular function: L-serine:pyruvate transaminase activity; L-alanine:glyoxylate transaminase activity. Lineage: Eukaryota; Fungi; Ascomycota; Pichiomycetes; Serinales; Debaryomycetaceae.